AUGGAGGUGACCGGGAUAUCAGCGCCCACGGUGACUGUUUUCAUCAGCAGCACCCUCAACAGCUUUCGCAGUGAAAAGCGGUACAGUCGCAGCCUCACCAUCGCUGAGUUCAAGUGUAAACUGGAGCUGGUAGUGGGCAGUCCUGCUUCGUGUAUGGAGCUGGAACUCUAUGGACCGGAAGACAAGUUCUACAGCAAACUGGACCAGGAGGAUGCACUCUUGGGCUCGUACCCUGUGGACGAUGGCUGCCGCAUCCACGUCAUUGACCACAGCGGUGCCCACCUUGGGGAAUACGAGGAUGUGUCUAAGGUGGAGAAAUACAAAAUAUCCCAGGAAGCCUAUGACCAGAGACAAGACUCAGUUCGCUCCUUCCUGAAGCGCAGCAAACUAGGCCGAUACAACGAAGAGGAGCGGGCGCAGCAGGAGGCUGAGGCUAACCAGAUUCUCAACGAGGAGAGGACCCAGGCUGAUGCCAUCUCUGUGGGCAGCCGCUGUGAGGUGCGGGCGCCUGGACAGCCCUCUCGCCGGGGCACUGUCAUGUAUGUAGGACUCACAGAUUUCAAGCCUGGUUACUGGAUUGGUGUCCGCUAUGAUGAACCACUAGGAAAAAAUGAUGGCAGUGUGAAUGGGAAGCGCUACUUCGAAUGCCAGGCCAAAUAUGGCGCCUUCGUCAAGCCAUCAGCUGUGACGGUGGGAGACUUUCCUGAAGAGGACUAUGGUUUGGACGAAAUGUGA
This is a messenger RNA of Chrysochloris asiatica (Cape golden mole), 735 nucleotides long. RefSeq names its product tubulin folding cofactor B (gene TBCB). NCBI's taxonomy places the organism in Eukaryota, Metazoa, Chordata, Mammalia, Afrosoricida, Chrysochloridae. Gene Ontology annotation, molecular function: alpha-tubulin binding; microtubule plus-end binding. The transcript has 6 exons. The record is from RefSeq and is a predicted model, not a curated record. Gene Ontology annotation, cellular component: microtubule plus-end; cytoplasm; nucleus. Bases 1 to 735 code for a protein of 244 amino acids. Gene Ontology annotation, biological process: tubulin complex assembly; cytoplasmic microtubule organization; post-chaperonin tubulin folding pathway.